UUGAGAUACGAACUGUUCAGAAUUUGACAGGCGCUGAGAGACACGAAGCCUUCUACGGUGUUUUUUAGUAUUCCUCGUCCUUGGAUAUCAUCAAUAUUCGAGUUAUUGGAGUAUUAUUUAUCGUGUUUGUAAUUGCCAAUGUUAAAGUAAAGUUAAUUUGGAUUAUUUAAGAUGAAUUCAUCGCAGUAUCUUCACUAUCCGGCGGACUAUCUUCAUCCUCUACCUACUUCGUUAGAUGUAAAGAAAAGUCCAUUGGCCAUGUUAGCCCAGACCUGUAGCAGUAUUGGUAAGGAUGAUGAAAAACCAGGGUUUAGAACUGUUCCACCAAAAGAAAUUCCACCCUUAGUUCCAAUUUCCAAGGAGCAAAGACUACCUUAUAUUUGUAAUUGGGUUGCUGGACACGAUUAUUGUGGUAAAAGAUUCAACUCUUCCGAGGAACUUAUGCAACAUUUAAGGAGCCAUACAUCGACUUUAUCAGCCAGUGUGGCUUCAGCCGGUGGUUUGGUCCAUUUAGGAAUGUCAGCUCCAAUGAGCCCGAACUCUUUACGACGUGCUUACCCCACCAGUUUAAGCCCAGGACUUUUAUCAAGCAGAUUUCACCCUUACAAAUCUCAACUCGGAAAUAUCGGGGCACCACCCACUUCCCACCUCCCCCCUCUGAGUGCAUAUUACCCACAAUAUUCCUCGUUAUAUGGACCUCGUCUUGGCGCUGCUGUUCCUUGAGGAUAUGUGUAUAUGACGUCAUAAGUGUGCCAUAUUGGAGUGUAAUUAUGAGAAUGUUUUGAUAUGUGAUUUUUUAAAGUGCUAAAAUACUUUCUUACGUUUAUGGAAAUAUUCACGAGUUUCCUUAUAUUUAAACGAACAAUUUAUUUUAUGGAAAUACUGUAAAAUCAAUUUUGGCUAUGGUAGUCCUUGAAAUAAUUCACCGCUUUCUAGUUGGGUGCCACUUAUCGAAACAUAUGAAGAUAAAUAUUGUCUCGUUAUGUUAUGACCUCACAGGGCGCCAUCUUUGUUUUGACCCGAAGAAAAGUGUAAAUCUAUGUGGCAAGCAAAUGGAAAGUGGUGAAUUGGGUGAUGUCGGAGUCGAAUGUCCCCCAAGCAAUAAACACAUGAUUGCACGGACAGUCAUUCGGUGUCAAUUCAAUCACUUGCAUAAAUGAUUUGAAAUCUAAUAAAAGGUUAUAAAACAACACGUAAACAGACUGAAAUCAAAAUUCAGGAGAUUUGAAUAAAUUAUUAUAAUAAAUGUUAAUUAUAUGUUAAUUAAUGUUAAAAUAUUCAUAGAAUUAUUAAAAAUUCAUUAAUAUUAA
Molecule: messenger RNA, 1310 nt
Organism: Lottia gigantea (owl limpet)
Lineage: Eukaryota; Metazoa; Mollusca; Gastropoda; Lottiidae
Exons: 5
Coding region: 172-723 (183 amino acids)
Biological process (GO): negative regulation of DNA-templated transcription
Cellular component (GO): nucleus
Source: RefSeq, a predicted model, not a curated record